AAGCAAAUAUCAAUGCCCCAAGUCCAAUCCAUUCCCAAAAUGGCAAACCGCUGUAUAUGCCGAGCACCCCUCUAUGUUCUCCAUCACAAACUAUUCGCAAAACAGCAUCGCUCGCAGUCCAUGGCGUAUUUCUUUACCGAGUUGCGGUUGGCCGCUUCUCCAUCUCGCUGAAAAGUCUCCGCCAUGCCCUCGGGACUACCUGUCUCUCGUCUUCGUCGUUCUACGAGUUCUUUGUUAGGUAGCAUGUUCGUGCAAAGCUAGGACUGGUCAUCCAUGAUUCAGGAAUCACCACUACAGCACUGUCACUCUUCGAAGUCAUUAGACCAUCGCCGGUUUCAUACGCCUACUCCAAAAUCCCAAUUGGUAUCUCGCACAACAUGUCUGACCCGCGUGUGAUUGCUUGGGAGCUCCAAGACGCCUCAUACAAUCCGCCCAUCCAGAAGAACACCGAUUCAUCAUCACUGGUCUCCACCGCCGCUCCCUCGACAUCACAGCUCGAUGAAACCCGCGAGCUGGACGUGCAACCAGGCGGACAGUAUCGUGCACACACUAAGCUCUACAUCAACUUCUCCCGUACCGACGACACCGCAUGGCGCAUUGCAACCGGCUUCCUCAUCACGCCCUCUAUCAUCGCCACCGCCGCACACAACGUCUUUGCGCUCUCCCCACUGGCUCCAGCCGCACAAAUCAAGGCAUACAUUGGCUACCGCGGCAGCGCCUCUGUCGCAGAGCGGUAUACACAGUUUCGCUCCGGGAAGAAGACUGUCAUACCAGAAGGCUGGGUCACUAGCCGCGGCGCUAUAAGACGAGACAAUGUCGCUUUCAUCCAGCUCGACCGGCCCUUUGAGGGCGUGACAUGCGUGCGCUAUGCGUACGCGCCCGGGACGGGAGCUGGCGAGGUCGAGGUCGCCGGCUACGCUGCAGACAGAGAGGAUCCCGGGACGAGAGAGUUCGGGGGUGUAGUGUGGAGCGUGAAUAGUAAUAUCUCAUACAACCUCACCCGCGAGGGUCUAAUGUCAUACACCCCCAUUGACUCUGGAGGCGGGCUUGUCGGCGCGCCCGUCCUUCGCACGAGCGACAACUACGCCAUUGCUGUUCAUGCAUUCGGAGGCGCGCCGAACCUCGCCGUGCCUAUUGGACCCAAGGGCCAUGACUUUGAUGCGUACAUAAAGGCGCUUGAAGGCCCAUUGAAGCCUGACCAGCUCUUCGCAUUCCCUCUGUCGACACCAGAGAAGAGUAGAUCUGUCGAUGUCGCAGAUGUGGCGCGGGCGUUUCCGAAGACAUCGCAGAGCGUAUGGACGACGCAAGGAAGUACGAUGAUUGCAUGGUGGGCGGGAUAUGUCGCUGCUGGCGUGAUGCUAGCACGGUGGCUAGGCCGGGCGAAGAGGUGAAGGGAUAAGGCUGCUUUCAAGUGUGGUUAUGUGGUUUGUUAUAUACCCAGCACAUUAGUUGCUCGACAUAGUAAUGCAUAAUUAAGUCCCGGCUC
This is a messenger RNA of Pseudovirgaria hyperparasitica, 1486 nucleotides long. RefSeq lists its product as uncharacterized. The coding region runs from base 378 to 1391 and encodes 337 amino acids. The record is from RefSeq and is a predicted model, not a curated record. NCBI's taxonomy places the organism in Eukaryota, Fungi, Ascomycota, Dothideomycetes, Acrospermales, Acrospermaceae. The transcript is spliced from 3 exons.